Messenger RNA from Eimeria necatrix, 813 nucleotides. Its product is annotated as SAG family member. The record is from RefSeq and is a predicted model, not a curated record. Lineage: Eukaryota; Apicomplexa; Conoidasida; Eucoccidiorida; Eimeriidae. The transcript has 5 exons. The coding region runs from base 1 to 813 and encodes 270 amino acids.
AUGACUCACGUAGGGUUCUUGGUAUAUUGUGCUGGCCUUCUCGCCAGCGCCGCCUUACCACACUUCUCAUCGGCGCUUUCCCUUCGCUCUGGCAUAGCGACAUCUCAGCAAAACAGCCUUCACGCAAAUUUAUUUGCAUCUGGCCAAGAUUUGCUGCGGACGUUGACGGCGCCCACAGGCGCUGACAAAACUGAUGACUGCUUGGAGAUCAUAAACAAGCUAAGGAAAGAAAAUCUAGAGGACCUCUUGGAAACCCUCACCAAGGCACAGGGAAGUGACGUGACUGCAAGCCUGAAGAAGCUCGGAAUACAGGACCCAGCAGAACCUACUACUGCGAAUAUUGCAGAAAAGCUUGCAGGUGAAGAUAACACAUGUCAAUCGGGCAUAAACGCAAAUGCGGAGAAGUAUCCCGGACUCGUCAUUCCAUUCACGCAUGAGACGGAUUUCGACUGCAGCACUUUGAUUCGGGCGACUUACACAGCCGGACUCGACCACCUCAAACAAUCGAACUUCGACCCAUCAACAGGGACGUAUAAUGUUGAAAAGCCUCCAUUUGAUGACGUAGAUGCCAGCAAUGUGGCGUUUUUGCUAUCGGCGAAAAGCACAGAGGUCUCAUGUGCCGCCACCAACAACUGCAAUGAUGGCCACAAUGUUUUAUUCUGCUACUUCUUGGAGCCACUUCGCACAGGAGAAAAGCCUUUCACAACUGAGCUUUACAAUGCCCUCUGGGGUUUGCAAACAGGCGCAGCGUCUAUUGCGGUUCCCAGCGUUGCCACCGUUCUUUUGGUCCUCACUUUGAUCAUUCGGACUUGA